Messenger RNA from Eremomyces bilateralis CBS 781.70, 912 nucleotides. RefSeq lists its product as uncharacterized. The transcript is spliced from 2 exons. Bases 1 to 912 code for a protein of 303 amino acids. Gene Ontology annotation, biological process: retrograde vesicle-mediated transport, Golgi to endoplasmic reticulum. NCBI's taxonomy places the organism in Eukaryota, Fungi, Ascomycota, Dothideomycetes, Eremomycetales, Eremomycetaceae. The record is from RefSeq and is a predicted model, not a curated record.
AUGGCGACCCCGCCCGAAGAAGCAAAAAAGACCAUGUCGGCACAAGAGCAAGCCCGCCUCCGCCGCGAACGACGAAACGCCAAAAUCGCAGCCGGCGGCGCAUCUCGUCUGGCGGCCAUCACGAGCCUCAGCGGCCGUCCGGCCCCGGAACCGGAAGAGGCACGAAUCGCACCAAGUCCGCAGACCUCAACAUCAGGACAGGCAUCACCAUCUCCUGCACGACAGCAACCUCCCCACGCCAUGCAACAACCCCCAUUUGACACCCCCGACUCCUCCGCCGACCCAAUGCUCGCCAUGCUCCAACAAAUGCUCCAAGCCCAAAGCGGCGACCAGACUCCCGGCGGCGGCCCCCCACCCGACUCAUUCGCCGGCCUCCCACCCGGCCUAGCGCAAAUGCUCGGCGCCCCCCCUCCUCCUGGCGGCCAACCCGGCGGCCCCCCAUCAGAUCCAUUCGCCGGCCUCCCACCCGGCCUGGCGCAGAUGCUCGGCGCCGGGCAGUCAGGGCAGGCGACGCUGAAGCCGCAGACGAGCUACGCGUACGUGUGGCGGAUCGUGCACGCAGUGUUUAGUCUUGUGCUGGGGUUCUAUGUCGCGGUGGGCACGGGGUUUACGGGGAGUGAGCGCGGGCGGGGGGUGCCAGCAGACGGGGUGCAGUAUCACUUUGCCCAGCGGUUGUUUCUGAUCUUCGCGACGGCGGAGGUGGGGUUGCAGACGACGCGGUAUUUUCUGGAGCGGGGGCAGCUUCCGGCGAGCGGGAUGCUGGGGAAGGUGGCGAUGAUGGCGCCGGAGCCGUGGGCGGGGUAUGUGCGGGUGGUGGGGCGGUAUGCUGUGAUAUGGAAUACGAUUGUGGCGGAUGCGAUGGCGGUGGUGUUUGCGUUGGGGGUGGUGGCGUGGUGGAAUGGGGGGAAAUAG